Molecule: messenger RNA, 2049 nt
Organism: Aspergillus wentii DTO 134E9
Lineage: Eukaryota; Fungi; Ascomycota; Eurotiomycetes; Eurotiales; Aspergillaceae
Product: putative alpha-L-rhamnosidase B
Exons: 3
Coding region: 1-2049 (682 amino acids)
Biological process (GO): carbohydrate metabolic process
Source: RefSeq, a predicted model, not a curated record
AUGGCAGAGCUACAAUUGUCUCGCUUUCUUUUGAUCUUUUUGGUUCUUCUCCCUCACUCCCUGGCACAGCAAUGUUGGAGGAAUACUUCCUGUUCGGGUCCAACGGAGAGUGCGUUUUCUGGACCAUGGGAGCAGAACAUUUAUGCACCUUCGUCUAGAACUGUCAAGCCUAAACGGAUUCUCUCGACUACGAAUACAAAUACAAGCAACUAUACUGAAUCACAAAUACCUACCCUACGCGGCAAUGGUUCACCGGUUGUAUUCGACUUUGGCCUCGAGGUCGGUGGUAUCGUCACUUUGAAUUAUACCUCGACAGGCAACGGGGCUCUCGGACUGGCGUUCACAGAAGCGAAAAACUGGAUUGGAGAGUGGUCAGACUCAUCUAAUGGCGGUUUUAAAGGUCCGGAUGGUGCGAUAUACGCCAAUUUUACAAAAGCCGGGGAUGGGACGUAUGUCAUGCCGGACGAGAAACUGCGCGGUGGUUUUCGGUAUAUGACGGUCUUUCUGAUAGCGAGCGAUUCGGUCGAGGUUCGAAUUGAGGGCAUUAGCUUGGAGCUUGCGUUUCAGCCUACCUGGUCGAAUCUACGGGCAUAUCAAGGAUAUUUCUAUUCGGAUGACGAGCUGCUGAAUCGCAUCUGGUAUAGCGGAGCUUACACACUCCAGACUAAUGCGGUUCCUGUAGAUACGGGGCGUCAGGUUCCUAUGGUCAAUGAAGGAUGGGCAAACAAUGGUACAUUGGGGCCUGGAGAUACUAUAAUUGUGGAUGGAGCCAAGCGUGAUCGAGCUGUGUGGCCGGGAGACAUGGGCAUUGCUGUUCCUUCAUCCUUUGUCAGCACUGGGGAUCUGGAAAGUGUGAAGAACGCUCUUCAAGCGAUGUAUGACACACAGGAUCAAUCAACAGGUGCUUUUGAUGAAUCAGGACCACCGCUGAGCCAAAAAGAUUCAGACACGUACCAUAUGUGGUCGAUGGUUGGUACCUACAACUACAUACUUUACACUGAAGACACCGAUUUUCUUUCCAAAAAUUGGAAUGGCUAUCAGAAGGCUAUGAAUUAUAUCUACGGAAAGAUGGAUAACUCGAGUGGUUUGUUGAAUGUUACCGGCACUCGUGACUGGGCCCGCUGGCAACAAGGCUAUAAUAAUUCGGAGGCCCAAAUGAUUCUAUAUCAUACCCUAAGGACAGGUGCAUACCUCGCAUCUUGGGCAGGACAUGCUACACAGUUGGCAGACACAUGGAACUCGAGGGCUGACAGUCUGCGAAUAGUGAUCAACCAAUACUGCUGGGAUGAUGAAUAUGGUGCAUUCAAAGACAACGCAACGGAAACAGCUUUACAUCCACAGGACGCGAAUAGCAUGGCCCUACUUUAUGGAGUUGUCGACAAGGAACGUGCAGCUAGAAUUUCAGAGAGACUGACCGACAACUGGACCCCUAUAGGUGCUGUCACCCCAGAGCUUCCUGAAAACAUAUCUCCGUUCCUAUCUUCCUUUGAGAUCCAAGGCCAUUUUACUGUUGGGCAGCCUGCGCGAGCACUGGAACUCAUCCGACGAAGCUGGGGCUGGUACAUCAACAAUCCUAACGGCACUGAGAGCACUGUAGUCGAGGGAUAUCUUCAAAAUGGCACGUUUGGAUACCGGUCCAGCCGUGGAUAUGAUUACGAAGAGUCCUAUAUUUCUCAUGCUCACGGGUGGUCGGCAGGACCGACAUCUGCUUUGACGAACUACAUCCUCGGGCUCUCUAUCACGUCUCCACGGGGAUCGACGUGGAAGAUUGCACCACAAUUUGCGGACUUGAGGUCUGUCGAAGGAGGAUUUACAACGUCGCUUGGAAAAUUCCAUGCUUCCUGGGUGAAAGGAUCGAAGGGAUACACGCUGGAUUUUUCGGUGCCAGCAGGGACAAAGGGGAAUCUCACUUUGCCGUAUGUUGAGAGCUCGAAGAAACCAUCCAUUAUGAUUGAUGGAAAUAAUGUGACAAGGGGAGUGUAUUAUAUUGACGAAACAGCCACUGUUACUGUCAGCGGAGGGGGUUCGUACAAAGUAAUUGUCAGCUGA